This is a messenger RNA of Salvia miltiorrhiza (redroot sage), 720 nucleotides long. Its product is annotated as calmodulin-like protein 30. The transcript has a single exon. Gene Ontology annotation, molecular function: calcium ion binding. The coding region runs from base 1 to 558 and encodes 185 amino acids. Lineage: Eukaryota; Viridiplantae; Streptophyta; Magnoliopsida; Lamiales; Lamiaceae. The record is from RefSeq and is a predicted model, not a curated record.
AUGUCUAGUUUCAGUUUCCUGGACCUGCAGUACAAUCUGUCCAAGAGGAAGUUCUUGAAAAAGCCAUCAAGAAUGUUCUCUCGAGACAGGCAGACGUCAGGCCUAGCGCCCGUUUACAUGCCGACUAUAGAAGAGCUGAGGCAAGUGUUCAACAAAUUCGACUCCAACAGAGAUGGGAAAAUAUCUCCCGAGGAGUACCAGGCAAUACUGAAGGCCUUGGGGAAGAGGAAUCUGGUGAGGAAGGAAGUGCAGAAGAUAUUCGAGGUGGCGGAUUUGGAUGGCGAUGGCUUCAUCGACUUCAACGAGUUUGUGGAGAUGCAGAAGAAGGAAGGUGGGGUGAAGACGAUGGAUCUGCAGCGGGCCUUCCAGGCCUUCGACAAGGACAACGACGGGAAGAUCACGGUGGAGGAGGUGUACGAGCUGCUGCGGAGGCUGGGAGAGAGAUGCAGCCUGCAAGACUGCCAGAAAAUGGUGCGAGCUGUGGAUGCCAACGGUGAUGGUGUGAUCGACUCGGAUGAGUUCAUCACUAUGAUGACUCGAACCAUGAUUACAUACUAGAUCAAUUACUCGUGCUUGGUGUGUGUGUGUUUAAUUUCAUCAUGCUAGACCAAAUUCAAUAGAAAUGAACCGAGUCUAGUACCCUUUGUGUAAUUAUGCUUGCUUUAGUAUGUAUCCAAACUUUUUAAUUCUGUAGUGAUAUUUAAUGAUUACGGAACUCCA